Molecule: messenger RNA, 812 nt
Organism: Hyaloscypha bicolor E
Lineage: Eukaryota; Fungi; Ascomycota; Leotiomycetes; Helotiales; Hyaloscyphaceae
Exons: 1
Coding region: 89-535 (148 amino acids)
Source: RefSeq, a predicted model, not a curated record
GCUGAAGCCAUACCUCACCCUCCUCGACACGCCCUUUGGCCUACCAGUUUGCAUCAUUUGCCAAAACGCUGUCCUUCCAAGGAGCCUUAUGGACCACCUCCGAAAACAGCAUCACAUACCUGUCAACCUCCGGGCCGCCGUUCGAUCUCUAGUAUCUACAUUACCGUCACUAGACAUCGCCGAUUUACACAGUGGCUGGGACGGUUACCCUCCCCUGAAAGCACUACGUGUAGUAGACGCAUUUCAAUGCAAGCACUGUCCUUUCAUUCGUCGAGAUAUCACCGAUGUGCGGAAACAUAUCAAUAAAAAACAUGGUAUUUCGGCAUCUGGUAGUUAUGACGAGAUACAGGCUCAUUCUUGGCUUGGUGGUCGGAGAGCUGUAUAUUGGAGGGUAGAGGUGUGUGGAGCAGAUGGGGCGAACGAAGGACCACAGUGCACUUGGGGCCUUUUUGGUAAAGGGUGGGGUGAUAAAACACCCAGGAGUUGGCCCAACGCGUUGGUCGAGAAAUUGUUGGUUCUCGAGGGUGGUUGGUAGUAGCGCGUUCAAAUUCGCCAUCUGUUGAACUGAAGCCCCGGAGUGGAAUUACAGGUUAGAGAGAGAAAAUGCAAUGAUACUAGCGUCACAGUGUGUUUCUGUCUUUUUGGAGGGGGUUGAGUGACAAAACAACGAGGAUCUGGCCGAGAGUGCUGGUGGAAAAUGUUUAGGCGCCUCUUCAGGGGGAUUUUUGCAUACGGUACUAUACGGGAAGUUGUGCUAAGCGAGGUUUCUCUUACCUCUGUAUUAUAGUAAGACACAUAUAUAUCGUUGGUAG